Molecule: messenger RNA, 1153 nt
Organism: Pleuronectes platessa (European plaice)
Lineage: Eukaryota; Metazoa; Chordata; Actinopteri; Pleuronectiformes; Pleuronectidae
Exons: 3
Coding region: 221-1054 (277 amino acids)
Source: RefSeq, a predicted model, not a curated record
CAAGAAAAGACCUCCCAUCGUCUCUGAAGUUCCUUAUUUCAAACUGUUUAAUGUUUGUUAUCUUCCUUAUUGUGAGGAAUAUGUUCAUAUAAGGUCACAGCACCGAUCUGAGGGCGACUCCUGGUCGAGGUUUAACAAUCUUCUCUCCUCCUCACAUCGUUCAGUGACUCGUCCGUCUGCAGAGAACUCAACACGUCUGACGACUUCUCCAACCAAGGAGAUGGCCGCCCGGAGCCGGAUCACGGUUCUGCUGCUGCUCUUCCUCCUGUCGACUGAACACAGUUUUGCUGUGAACCUGAACGAACUCACAUCGCUGGUAAAAGAACUCUUGAACAGGUACCCUGUAAAAAAUAUGUUCAGUCUGGCCGUGAGUAUCCCGCAGAACCAGAACCAGAACCAGGGCGCUAACCGAGGAAUUGAGGAAGUCCUUAUUAAGAACCGUGCUGACGACGUGAAGAACAAGAUCAAGAUGAAGGAAGUUUAUGUUGGCUACAGGAUGGCUGCAGCCAAGCCUCUGUGGCGGGAAAAUGAUGUUGAUCAUGCAGAGUCACGCGUUGUGGACGUAUUGGACAAGGGUCCUGAAUUUCAGGAUGAUUUGUUGCUUUUCUAUGUUAGUUCCUCCCCAUGUGAUCGCAAAUGUACAAACGAAGAGAACGAGGGAAACAUCCUUGAAAGGAUCAAAGAUAUUAAGAAGUGGAAAGAUCACGCAUUUGUGUUUUCUAAAAUAUUCCAACCCAGACAUGGUCGGCCGAUCCCAGAAACAAAGCACAGGGAUUCCCUUGAGCGACUCGGAGAGCAAAUUGGUCUAGAAAACAUCUUCCGCUGUGACAGAGAUCAAAACAAACAGAUGAAGUGUGUCUGCUGCUCAAAUGAUGGUCAGGUGGCACAGACAUGUGUGUCAGACAAUCCGGAAAGGGAAGGGAGAAGAGUUAAAGGAGGGAAAAGGAGAAGAGGAAAAGGAGGACGAGGAGGGAAAGGAAAAGGGAGCAGGCGAGGGGGGAGAAGCAGAUCACAGGGUUUGGACCAGGACUGGAUUUUUGUCUCAGAUUUUUGAGAAGCAUCAAAUGAACCUUUUCUGAACGACAGGACUGAGUCUGAGUUUAAUACAACUAGCUUUGCUAACAUGAUCAUGUGAUAAUGCCACGAUUAGCAC